Gongylonema pulchrum is the source of this 369-nucleotide messenger RNA. The record is from the annotation of a GenBank genome assembly. NCBI's taxonomy places the organism in Eukaryota, Metazoa, Nematoda, Chromadorea, Rhabditida, Gongylonematidae.
AUGUAUGCGAAGACUAACAAUCGUUCAAAUAUAUUUUACGAUACGAAGAACUUAUACGGUAUCAGUGAAGCGAUUGCAACAAAUAUGGCCCUUCGACAGGCGGUUGGAAAGAGGGGUGCUGUUAUAUCCAGGUCAACGUUUGUAUCAUCAGGUCACUACGGGAGCCACUGGCUUGGAGAUAAUUUCGCGCGCUGGGCCGAUUUGCGAGCCUCCAUUAUUGGCGUGAUGGAAUUCAACAUGUUCGGUAUACCAUACACCGGCGCUGAUAUUUGUGGAUUUAUCGACAACACUAACGAAGAGCUGUGCUUGCGCUGGCAUCAGCUUGGAGCCUUUUAUCCGUUUUCCAGGUACAGCUUAUCAAAAUGUUAA